ACCCCUUUUGAUGGCCUAAUGGCUUCAUGUCCUUCACAGGAAGGUAGUGGUGCCGUGAUCAUCAUCUAGACUAGACCCACCGAUUGAAAGCACUGUCCUUCUGGGCCUCUGCCACUCUUAUCGCAUGUCCCGUCGAGAAUGCUCCGCGCUGACUGGGCGGCUGGAGGCUCACAGAUCGCCUUCAAUGGACACUGACACCAUUAUAAUCGGAAAUGGGCCUUCGGCCAUGAUCCUGUCCUUUAUUCUGCACGGUCACGUCCCGUAUUAUUCCCCCAAUCCUCCACAUCCCGAUCCUCUUCUUCAUGCCAAACUCAAAGAUCACCCGGCGUUGCUGGAUGCCGAUGUCGAUGCUCUGACGGAGCAUUUUGCCGCUUCUCGACUGAGCUACUCCACUCAAGCUCUUCCGGUCAAUGUAUUAUUUGACACCCUUUUCCGCCCUAGUAUCGAUGUGGAAGAACUGGGUAGCAUUUCAAAUAUCGAAUGGCGAUAUGUGCCUGAAAAAGCGGUUCCUCAUUUGGUUGUCGGAAAUGCGCCACGGCCUGGUGGGCAAUGGACCGAAAAUCUCGUCCCUGCCAGUUGGGACAUUCAGACUUUGAGCUAUGCAUCUAUGUUAUCUCUUCCGGGUUACUCCUUCGCACAGCAUUAUCGGAAAGUCACCGGCAAAGAGCUCCCUGCGUUCACCCGACCCAGUAGACAGGAGACCGCGGAAUAUUUCCGGAUGUAUCCGGAAGCAGUUGGGAUUGCGGAUGUUUUCAAGAGCAAUGAAACCCUAGCCGGUAUCUCCAGAACAGAGAGUGGCUUUUUCAUUCAGUCACACAAUAUUCAUUGCAAGAACGUGGUUUUGGCGAGCGGUAUAUUUUCCGAGGUGAUACAGCCUCGUCCGCUGCUCCAGCCACUCCUCUCGUUGCAACCCGUCCCGGAUAUCCCUCUUCUCAUUAUUGGGUCUGGGUUUUCAGCUGCAGAUGUAAUUAUCUCAGCGCCAAAAGAUCAGAAGGUCAUUCAUGUAUUCAAAUGGGAUCCCGAAAAUCGGCCCUCUCCCCUGCGAGGCUGUCACCAACAAGCCUACCCCGAGUACGCGGGGGUCUACCGUUUGAUGAAACGAGCUGCUGUUGCGGCAGCGCCAACCACAAAUAAACGACCUACCAGAGUGAAGCGGACGACAUCAAGCCCGUUUCUCGAAAGUCGUGCUUGGGAUGAGGUUUAUCAAGGAUAUCCAAACACUGAAAUAAUCGGCGUGGAUAUGGAGAAGGAAUUUGCUACCAUUACCUUCCGCCGAACCGAUGGCACCACUUUCUCGCAACCUGUACGCGGCAUGGUGUAUGCGACUGGUCGCCGAGGCUCCCUUGGUUACCUGGACCGUGGACUCCUUUCUGAGAUCUUGGAACAUGAUGAGAAAGGCGAAAUAAACCCGAUCGUCUCUGGGCAGACCCUGCGACAGAACGCAUUUGAAAACAUGGAGAUUGCGAAUAAUGUCUUCAUCGUUGGCAGUUUGACGGGCGACACUCUCAUUCGGUUCGCACAUGGCAGCUGUGUUCAAACAGCAGGCAAACUGAUCCGUACAUUUACUGGGGAAAACAGGGCCAGGGCUAAGGCGGUGGUCUCUACCCGAUCACAGGGAUCAUCCCCGGGGCUGAUGCAAGGCAUUGAUGGCCACGAUGUUUACGGGAACGGAAAUCACAGGGUCCAGCUCGAUAAGAUUGAUAGCUGUCGGACGGAGUACCCUAUGCCCGAGAAGUCGGGCUUGCUUGGAAGCAUAUGGAAAGCACUAACGGCAAUCUGGUGACGAUAUCAUGUGUUCUAACCUCUUUACUAUACAUACACAUCUCACAUAGAUCUAGAAGGCAGGUGCGAGACCUUUAUAUUGUAUAAAAUCGAUUAAAUUUAG
Messenger RNA from Aspergillus pseudotamarii, 1885 nucleotides. RefSeq lists its product as uncharacterized. Bases 125 to 1783 code for a protein of 552 amino acids. NCBI's taxonomy places the organism in Eukaryota, Fungi, Ascomycota, Eurotiomycetes, Eurotiales, Aspergillaceae. The record is from RefSeq and is a predicted model, not a curated record. The transcript has 2 exons.